AUGAAGACAGCCGCAGUGCCUAUGCUUCUGACCCUGGCAUUUUAUCUCACACAAGAUGCUGCUGGUGGGAAAGGAAAUCAGGACCCAUGCAUGAAAUUUCAAGCACUGAUGAAAAAUGGGAUGCUGUCAUGUCCAGAAGACAGCAGACCUUCUCAAAGUCUCAAUGACAUCAUUUUCCAAAGGGAAUGCAUCUUGUGCAAAAAAACACUAGAACAAGGAGCAGCUACCAAGAACCCAACUGUGAGGCUUUUGUCCAGAGGCACCAGGGCCACUGCCCCAGCAAAGUUGAAUUGUGAGAGUUUCAAACAAAGAAGAAAAAAUGGGGAUUUCAUCUGUCCGUCUGAUGCUUCUGCCGUUUGUGGCACAGAUGGGAAAACAUACCGCAGCAGAUGUGAAAUGUGUGCUGAGAACGUGAAAACCCGGAACCAUGUUGACAUAAAAAGUGAAGGUGAAUGUGGCAGCAGCCACCUAGAGACGGAUAUGUGCAGUGAUUUUCGAGCCUAUGUGCAGGAUGGAAGACUCGGAUGUACACGGGAAAAUGAUCCAGUCCGUGGUCCUGAUGGGAGGACACAUGGCAACCGGUGUGCCAUGUGCGCUGAGCUCUUUUUAAAAGAAGCUCAAGAAAAUGCCACACGUGACAGAGAAAGCAGAAUUCGGAGAGAUGCUGAGGAGGAACUUUGCAAGGAGUUUCAAAACCAAGUGAGGAGUGGAAGACUCUUUUGUACCCGGGAAAGUGACCCAAUUCGUGGCCCUGAUGGCAAGAUGCAUGGGAACAAGUGUGCCCUCUGUGCUGAGAUCUUCAUGAAGCGUUUUACAGAAGAAAAAGGUAAAGCAGAGAAAAACCAGAGAGAUGCUGAAGAAAGGGCUAAAGCCAAAAUGGAAAUUAAGAAACGAUGUAGUGAAUUCCAGGACCGGGCAAAGAAUGGAACUCUGUUCUGUACCAGAGAAAAUGAUCCUAUUCGUGGUCUGGAUGGGAAAACACAUGGCAACUUGUGUUCCAUGUGCCAAGCUUUCUUCAAAGCAGAAGAGGAAGAAACAAAGGCUGAAGCUGGAACCAGAAACAGAAGAGGAUCUGAAAAUUCAGAAACAUAUGCAAAGCUAUGUGAUGGAUAUCGCAAGGUCAGGAAGAAUGGACAGCUAUAUUGCACCAGAGAGAACGACCCAGUCAGAGGCCCUGAUGGGAAAAUGCAUGGCAACACAUGCUCCAUGUGUCAGGCUUUCUUUAUUCAAGAAGACAAAGCAAGGGCAAAAGUUAAAAGAGAAUUGGCAAAGGAAAUGUGUAGUGAGUUCCGGAACCAAGCAAAAAAUGGAAUGCUCAUGUGCACCAGAGAAAAUGACCCUGUUGUUGGACCAGAUGGAAAAACACAUUCAAACAAGUGUGCAAUGUGUGCAAGUGUGUUCCUACUAGAAGAAGAAGAGAAGAAAAAAGAUGGCAAAGGGGAAAAGGAGAAGGCUACGGCUGGAAAGGCGAAGAGAGAAGCAGUACAGGAGCUCUGUAGUAAAUACCGUACCCAGCUAAGAAAUGGGCGGCUUCCCUGCCCCAGAAAGAAUGACCCCAUUGAGGGCCUGGAUGGGAAGAUCUAUAAAAGCACCUGCUCCAUGUGUGAGGCCUUCUUCCAGCAAGAAACAAAAGAAAAUGGAGCUGGUUUCAGAGCAAAGGCUAAAAGAGAAGUUAAGGUUGACUGCAGUGAAUUUCUGGCUCUCUCAAAGAGUGGAGAACUUUUCUGCACACGAGAAAAUGACCCUGUGCGUGGCCCAGAUGGCAAGACCCAUGGCAACAAGUGUGCCAUGUGCAAGGCUGUCUUCGAGAAAGAAAAUGAAGAAAGAAAGAAGAAAGAAGGGGAAAAUCAGAGAAUCACUACAGGGCAGAAUUCCAGUGGUAGGAGCCUGAAGGUGAGAGACGAAUGUGCUCAAUAUUGGGAAAGCAUGAAAAAUGGAGAACUCAGCUGUACUCGGGAAAGUGACCCUGUACGUGGUGCCGAUGGGAAACCAUACAACAAUAAAUGUGUCAUGUGUAAAGAACUACUGCAGAGAGAAAUGGAGGAAAAAAAUAAAAAUUCUGCCUCAAGAUCCAAUGGGACUGGAUCAGCAACAGGAAAGGAUGUAUGUGAUCAGUUUAGAAGCCAAAUGAAAAAUGGGAAACUCCUCUGCACUCGGGAAAGCGACCCUACCCGGGGUCCAGAUGGCAAGACUCAUGGAAAUAAGUGUGCCAUGUGCAAGGAAAGACUGGAAAAAGAAGCUGCCGAAAAGAAAAAGAAAGAGGAUGAAGACAAGAGAAACACAGGGGGGAACAAGAGUGAUAAGGAGGAUCAAUGCCAUGAAUUCCGGAGCAUGCAGCUAGAUGGAAGGCUGAUCUGCACCAGAGAAAAUGAUCCUAUUCGAGGCCCAGAUGGCAGGACGCAUGUUAACAAGUGUGCUAUGUGUCAGAUGAUGUUUGAGCGCGAAGCUAGUGAAAGAAAAAUGAGAGAAGAAAACUCACGCUCCCAGCCCACACAUGAAGCAAAGGACCAGUGUGGAGAAGUUCCUAACACAACAGAGGAGGCCAAACCUAGGGAGGCCAGGAGUUCUUUGCCCUCCGCCCAUGAGAUCAGUGAUGAUGAGUGCAGUGAGUUUCGAAAUCUCAUGAUGAAUGAAAAGCUUAUCUGCCCAGAAAUGGAUGACCUGGUGCGCGGUGCUGAUGGAACCUUUCACCAGAACAAGUGCCACAUGUGUAGAGAUGUCCUUGAAAAGGAAGCUUUGGAAAGGACGGGGCUUCAAGGAAAGUCAUCGCACAUUAGGUCUACUAAAGAAGGUGAUCCAGAAUUCUCCAGCUCCUCUCUGGACUCUGACAUGUGCAAAAACUACCGAAUAUUACCCAGGAUGGGAUAUCUUUGCCCAAAGAAUCUAAACCCUGUCUGUGGUGAUGAUGGUCAAACAUACUCCAACCCUUGUAUGCUCUGUCAUGAAAACCUGAUGCGUCAGACUAAUACACACAUACGUAAACAAGGAACAUGUGAGGAGAGCAGCAACCUGAAAACAGUAUCUGCUGGCACACCUGUAACUGUGAGUGCACUAGCAUGUGGGGUUAAGGUAGUAGCUGUUGUGGAUCCUGUUUUGGUUCUACUACACUAG
This is a messenger RNA of Apodemus sylvaticus (European woodmouse), 3111 nucleotides long. RefSeq names its product serine peptidase inhibitor Kazal type 5 (gene Spink5). The transcript is spliced from 31 exons. Gene Ontology annotation, molecular function: protein binding. The record is from RefSeq and is a predicted model, not a curated record. Bases 1 to 3111 code for a protein of 1036 amino acids. Lineage: Eukaryota; Metazoa; Chordata; Mammalia; Rodentia; Muridae.